Molecule: messenger RNA, 219 nt
Organism: Cantharellus anzutake
Lineage: Eukaryota; Fungi; Basidiomycota; Agaricomycetes; Cantharellales; Hydnaceae
Exons: 2
Source: RefSeq, a predicted model, not a curated record
UCCAUUAUAUAUAUCGGCGCUUGUACAUACUCGUGGGUUCAGUCCGAAACCAACCUGAAAUGCCCCCUAGAGACUUCCUGCUCACCUACUGUGAAAUUAAGGACCAAAUGGACAAACAGCAAUGGCACAGCGCUCCGCUUGAGUCGCUGAGGCCAAGGUCCCUCCACGCUAAGUCUCCGAUUCCACUCCAGAGUCAUCUGAAUCCGCCCAUCUCUAACA